AUGGUCUACCUCGGCCCCUCGCGAGGAUGUGAAACAUGCAAACGGCGGAGGAAGAAGUGCGAUAAAGCUCGUCCUUCAUGUCUGCGAUGCCAAAAUUCAAACCGCACAUGUGCAGGCUACCAAGAACAAGCCAGCCAGACGCUGAUCUUCCAGCGGAACUAUACUGAGACCAUAACCGCCACUGACUACUGGGCGGGUGUAAAGCCCCUCGCGCGAAAGUGUAGUCUACCGGUUCGAGCACCAUACCCUGGUACAGAUACCCUACCGGAUGACGCUGCUCCAAAAGAAGUGAGCGAGGAGGAUGUAGUGGAAUAUGCCGUGCGUGGAUUCUUCUACGACUUUUCCGUUUCCUCACAGGAUAGCAUCAGCGCAUCCGUUGGCUUUCUCAAUGAUCUUGAGAUGCAGGUCAAGCGCAAAGGAAUGGACUCGGUUCUUGCAAAUGCCUGCACGAUGAUUAGCUAUGCGAGUAAUGCUAAGAAGCUGUAUCGGCCGUCUUUCAUCACCAAGGCAGAGGUUUUGUACCACGAGUUGCUGCGGUAUCUGGCAGAGGAGAUUGCAAGGUCAGGACUUGUGGGGGAGAGGUCAGAGCCUGUUCAGCUGGCUUGGCUGAUGGGUCUUUACGAGGUUGUCAUGGCUGAUGAGACACGUCUUGAACAAAUCGACGUACAUGUUAGAGGGAUAGCGGGAAUGUUGCAAAUCCAGAACUCGCCAUUGGGCUUUAUCCGUGGAGUAUUCUCUUGUAACUCCCUUGACCCAGGGACGCAGAUGAAAGACCCCGGUCUUGUGCGCUUGCCACAUUGGGCCAGUAACCUGGGAUUACUACACGACAUCCUGCUUGACAUAUACUCCCUAAGGUUGGAAGGGGAACAAGUCUUGGCAAACUCAACAUCGACAGAGUCGCGUCAACAUGCCCUUUUACAGCUGGCUGCUAUACUCAAUGACCGCCUAGCACGGUGGGAGGAAAGUCUUUCGCCAGAGAGCAAGCCCACCACAAUAGGCCACGUACGAGCGAGCAGUAACCCAUACAUUGAAGUCGGACACUGGCCCGGCCCAUUGCACAUGUACACUGACAUUCGCGCGGCAGCCAUCCUGAACGUUAGUCGCGUUGCACAAUGCUACCUCCUCGAUAUUAGUUUCAGGCUCAAACUCAUCCAGGCUGGCGUAGAGGACAACGAUCAAGAGAGACUGAAGGCUACGCAGCUCAUUCAGGACUUUACAUCAUCAAUUGCGUACCACCUAGUUGAGGAUUUGUAUUCAUUCUCUGCGACGGUGCAACGUGGCAAUCCCAUCGACCAGCCCGGAAGGGCAGCUGGGGGAUUACUGUUGAUGUAUCCCCUGUACAUUGCGUCUCAGCUAUCCACCGUACCCCUUGAGUUGCAGGACUAUUUCAAGCGGUGUCUAGUCUGGAUUGGACAAAAUAUGGGAAUUGGAUACGCUUCUCUGUUGGCUAAGGCCCAUUUCCAUAUUGAUGACCUAACUGCUGCAUGUAUGAUUGUGUACGGUGGAUUGCUCUAA
Molecule: messenger RNA, 1515 nt
Organism: Aspergillus lentulus
Lineage: Eukaryota; Fungi; Ascomycota; Eurotiomycetes; Eurotiales; Aspergillaceae
Source: RefSeq, a predicted model, not a curated record